UGCCGUAGAAACAAAACCAAACCAAAAAAAAAUAAAAUUUUAAGUUAAAAACCAAACCAAAGGCUCUGUUUUCGGUUUGGUUUUUAGUUUUUUCGAGUUUCAGUUUCGUUUUCGUUUUCGUUUCCCCGUCUGUUCUCUUCUGUUUCUGUUCCUGUUGUUUCCACCUUAAAAAAAAAAAGAUCAGGAUUUUCUGCUGUUUCUAUAAUUUUUUUUCCUAUUAAAUUCAGGACUUGAAAAUAAUCUCAUCAUCGUCUGCAAUUUUUUCACAUCGAUCGACGCCGACCGGAGAAAAAUAAAACGAGAAACAAAUAACCUCCGGUUAUCGAAUUAACGAGGAACCAAAGCAAAGCAGACAGAAAAAGAGACGAAACCAUGGGUUCUGAACAGAAUGAAGGAACCAGCUUUCCACCAUCCGAGCCCAAACUUUGCGCCAACGGCUGCGGGUUUUUUGGCACGGCGGCGAAUAUGAACCUCUGCUCCAAGUGUUACCGAGACCUCCGGGCCGGGGAGGAGCAAGCUGCCAAGGCAAAAGCUGCCAUGGAGAAAUCCCUCAGUGUCAAAACGAAGCAGGAAGAUGUGGUUGUGGAGACGAUAUUGGAUGUUAAGCCUGUCGAGGAGCUGCCUCAUGUGGGUUCCUCAUCGACGGCGGUUGAGCAACCGGCUGUUGUUGCUGCUGGUAACGAACAGGCGGAGCCAAAGGUGUCCAACAGGUGCUUUAUAUGCAGAAAGAAGGUUAGGUUGACUGGGUUUAAGUGCAGGUGCGGGAGUACAUUCUGUGGCGAGCACCGGUACCCGGAAAAACACGAGUGCUUGUUUGAUUUCAAGGGUGCUGGACGGGAUGCCAUUGCCAAGGCAAAUCCUGUUGUUAAAGCUGACAAGGUGGAGAGGUUCUGAAAAGGGACUUGGGAGUCUUGGAGGCAGUUUGCGUGAGUCGGUGUUCUUGAAUGGAUUUGCCUUUUCUUUCUUGCCCUUUUGGCUUUUGGAGGGUUCUAUUAGAUUUAGGGUUAGUGGAAAAAUUGCGGGGUGUUUUAAUGUUCUUGCUAGUGUUUGUGGGGGUGGGGAUGGUUGGACGGUAUUGGGGCGGCUUAGGAUGAUUCCAUAAUAAAAAUGGAUCAAUGAAUGUUUAGCUUUCAUUUUGCUUUUUAAUGUU
This is a messenger RNA of Theobroma cacao (cacao), 1150 nucleotides long. RefSeq names its product A20/AN1-like zinc finger family protein. Gene Ontology annotation, biological process: proteasome-mediated ubiquitin-dependent protein catabolic process. NCBI's taxonomy places the organism in Eukaryota, Viridiplantae, Streptophyta, Magnoliopsida, Malvales, Malvaceae. The record is from RefSeq and is a predicted model, not a curated record. Gene Ontology annotation, molecular function: DNA binding; zinc ion binding.